This is a messenger RNA of Orcinus orca (killer whale), 8012 nucleotides long. RefSeq names its product beta-carotene oxygenase 2 (gene BCO2). Lineage: Eukaryota; Metazoa; Chordata; Mammalia; Artiodactyla; Delphinidae. The record is from RefSeq and is a predicted model, not a curated record. Gene Ontology annotation, molecular function: carotenoid dioxygenase activity; beta-carotene 15,15'-dioxygenase activity. The transcript is spliced from 13 exons. Bases 5095 to 6822 code for a protein of 575 amino acids. Gene Ontology annotation, biological process: retinal metabolic process; carotene catabolic process. Gene Ontology annotation, cellular component: mitochondrion.
CCUCAAAUGCCAGAUAGUCCACAACUGUCCUGUCUUGGAAAAUCAGAUUCUUCUUUCUCUGAAAGCUCUGGACUAUUUUAUAAAGAUGAAGCCCUGGAGAAAGAUUUGAAUGAUAUGAGCAAGGAAAUUAAUCUAAUGUUGUCUACAUAUGCAAAGAUCUUAAGGCAAGUACUUAUAGUAUAUUCUCUUGAUUUUACACACAGAAGUUUUCUUCUGGAAACUCCGUAAUGGGAAGUUUAGUGCAGGGGCUACAAAACCUAUCUAGUAAUUAUAAUUUUGAAAUUUCUUAUUCUACCUCAGUUUCUUAUAAUAGAUUAGUUGUUUAUUUUCAAAGACUACCGUUUCUACUAAACAUCUUUUGAUACUCUCAGAGUUGAAACGAGGCUGGAUAUAUUUUAUUCUCUAUCAAUAGAUGAUAAAACACUUAAAUUUUUAUGAAAAAAUUUUCAGAAAGAUACCAUUUGGUGAAGUUAACCAUAAUAAUAGAGUGAUAUUAAAGAUAAAUAUAUUUAUGAAAUGUUUAAAUAUUAUCAAUAUAUAUUUGAAGGCUGAAUUUAAAUAUUCUAUUGACCUGAGACUAUCAUGUUUUAUAAGGUGUUUUUUAAAACUACUGGACAGUCACUGUAUUUGAAUAAUGGUUUGUGUGGCUGUUAAGAUAAUGUAUAUAGUUUAGUAUUAGAAUUAUAAUGUGUAAGAUACGCAUUCUGCUGUGUGAAGGGACUUUGAGUAGUCAAAAAUAUUUGUGGAACUAAUUUAACUUUUACUGAGCAGUGCUUGUAAAUUAAUGAAGCUUUUUGAUGUACAAAGCCAUUUAAAUGAAAUAGCUAACAAAUAUAGCAUAAUAGAACACGUCACUAUGAUAGUGUAUUUAGAUGUUAUGACUAUUUAGUUUAAUGUAAAACUUUUUUUCCCCAUUAGUGACAGAGCAGCAGUAGAUGCAUCUUAUAUUGACGAGAUAGAUGGACUCUUCAAAGAAGCCAAUACUAUUGAAAACUUUCUAAUACAGAAAAGAGAGCUCCUGAGACAGAGGUUUACGGUGAUUGCAAACACACUACACAGAUAAAAUUGUAUACUUAAAAUAAGCUGAGAAUUUAAGCCCAGUAUUGUUGUAAUGAAAGAAUGGCAUUUGUGCUCUGAAUGCUCUCCAGUUGUUAAGAAAAUGUAUACCUUAAAUAUAGAAGGGGAAACUCCUUAAAUUUCUUUUCUCGAUUUAAAAGGGGCAUUAAGCUGGACAUUAAUAUGAUACAUAGCUUUUCUUUUGAGAGUCAAAUAUUUGUCAUAUUUUAUAAAAGUGUAAACUAUUUAAAUUGUAUAUGGAGCCUCUUCUUUUUUUUUCUUAAACCUCCUAACCUUUCUUAAAUUUCUAAGACUCAGUGAGUUAAUUUGAUAAUAUUUAACAACAUUGCACUUUUUCUUUUAGAAUAUUUUGUUUAAAUAGCAGAUAGAUAGCUUUGGAGAUGGUUUUAAGAUGUUUUUCAUGGUCAGCAUUGAAAAAAAUUAAAACCCAAAAGUAAUUUGUCCAGUUUCUCAAUAUGUAGUUAAACUGUGCUAUUGCUAUUUAAUAUUACCAUUUGAUUAUUUUCACUAUUAUUAUUAUACAUUGCUAAUAAAAAUUUGGUUUAAAAUUAUUGUCUUGUGGUAAAAUAAAAACCAGAAAUUACUAACCAGAACUUUAUAUGAAUUGACUUUUUUACACAUCAGCCAUAUCAAUGGUACAGUUAAUGAAGUAUAUUUAGAAGCCUUAGCAGCUAGCUGUGUGGUAUGGGAUAAAGAUUAGUGGUCCAGAAGUAAAGAGAUUGUUUAAACAAUUCAAUCUCAGUGAGUCAUUUCAAUCCUAUUAUAAUUCAGAAAUUGAAUUCGGACUAGGAAAUCUCUAUUUAUCUAGCUGAAAAAAUUCUCCCUUUGUUGGAAGGUACUGCUAUGAUUUUAUUGAAAACUUUUAAUGUUAUAUAAUUACAUGUGAUAGCUAUAUUGAUCAGAUUUUUAAAAAUCACAGCACCAAUUGUUCAGUCAUACAGAUAAUUCGAUCUAUUAUUUGUAUAUUUUGCCUAUAUAAGCAAUUACAAAUUUGGACAUAUUUACAGGCAGUACUACAGGGAAUUUGGUAUUCCUCAGGUGGACAGCAUGUUUGCCUUGCUGCCUUCUAAAUGUUAAAAUCUCAUUUCAUCAAAUUACUAUUUUAAGUCAUAUAUACCACAUAUAAUAAAUAUUCAUACAAGAAAGCACUGAAAACAGUGAAAUAAAAGAAUAUUUACUAAAAGUAUUGGUUAUUAAGUGGAAAAAAUUACUUGGUUUGUAGAGGGAUAUGUUAACGUCCCAGGAUAGGUUGGAGGUCAAUGAAGAUUAGAAAUGGGAUUUUUAAAAUUUUUUAUUAAAAAAAAUUUUUUAAACAUCUUUAUUGGAGUAUAAUUGAUUUACAUUGUUGUAUUAAUUUCUGUUGUAUAACAAAGUGAAUCAUCUAUACAUAUACAUAUAUCCCCAUAUCCCCUACCUCUUGAGUCUCCCUCCCACUCUCUCUAUCCCACCCCUCUAGGUGGUCACAAAGUAUCCAGCUGAUCUCCCUGUGCUAUGCGGCUGCUUCCCACUAGCUAUCUGUUUUACAUUUGGUAGUGUAUAUUUGUCAAUGCCACUCUCUCACUUUGUCCCAGGUUACCCUUCCCCCUCCCCAUGUCCUCAAGUCCGUUCUCUACAUCUGUGUCUUUAUUCCUGUCCUGCCUCUAGGUUCUUCAGAACCAUUUUUUUGUUUUUUAGAUUCCAUGUAUAUGUGUUAGCAUACGGUAUUUGUUUUUCUCUUUCUGACUUACUUCACUCUGUAUAACAGAGUCUAGGUCCAUCCAUAGAAAUGGGAUUUUUAAAUACUGAGUGCAACAGGAAGACUGUCUCUGAGUUGAUAUGACAAAUCAGCUGGAUUUUGAGUUAUUCUGUUACCUGAGAGUUAUUUAAUGUAAAUACGAAGAUGACUCUGCUGGCCUAUCAUCAUUAAGAAAUGUUCUUGAGUUAUAUUUUUCCUAAGCAUUUGUUAUUAAUGUGAAAGAUAAGGCUAACAUUGUUUCAGAGUGGAUUUCGCAUUAUAUUUGUUAUAUCUUGAUAGUGUCACCAUUGUUCAGCAUCUGGUUCUUCCCUGUGUAGGUUAAAUUUGAUCAUUUCAUUGGGUGUGUAUAAGACUAGGGAACUGAUUUUUAGUCACAGUGUGUUUACUGGUCAGAACAUCUACCUCCGGGGAGAAAGUUCCUGAAAGCCUAAUUAAUGCUUAUUUUUUAAUCAAAUUGGAUGUCUUUGGUACCAUCCACAUGAGAAUAAUUAUCUCACAACUGGAAAUAUGCUAUUGCAGGAAUAUGUUUGCCCUUUGAUUUAUACUUAUCACUCAUUUCAAUAAGAUUUCAUAAAGUUUAAAUUAUUCUUCACUAAUUACAAAUCAAAAUAUAUUUUGAGUCUGUUUGUACAUCAUGAUCUGCUAGACACUGUGGGGAGUACAGAAUAGUUUAAGAUACUCUGUUCUCCCUUCUGACAAGUUUGACCACUCUUUUUUUUUUAACAUCUGUAUUGGAGCAUAAUUGCUUUAUGAUGGUGUGUUAGUUUCUGCUUUAUAACAAAGUGAAUCAGCUAUACAUAUACAUAUAUCCCCAUAUCUCCUGCCUCCUGCGUCUCCCUCCCACCCUCCCUAUCCCACCCAUCUAGGUAGUCACAAGGCGCCGAGCUGAUCUCCCUGUGUAAGCACUCUUUUCUUGAAAUACACUUACGUGUCUUUGCUAGGAAGACAUGAUAUGUCAAUGUUAAAAGUAUUUCUGUGGCACUAACUCCUUUUAGUGGAAGUUACUAGAAGGCUUUCGCAAGGGGGUCAGAUAGGUAGAUUUUUUUUUUUUUUUUUUUUUUUUUUUGCAGUACGCGGGCCUCUCACUGUUGUGCCCUCUCCCGUUGCGGAGCGCAGGCUCCGGACGCGCAGGCUCAGUGACCAUGGCUCACGGGCCUAGUUGCUCUGCGGCAUGUGGGAUCUUCCCGGACCGGGGCACGAACCCACCUCUCCUGCAUGGGCAGGCGGACUCUCAACCACUGCGCCACCAGGGAAGACCAGAUAGGUAGAUUUUUUUUUCUUUUUUGGUACGCGGGCCUCUCAGUGCCGUGGCCUCUCCCGUUGCGGAGCACAGGCCCCGGACGCGCAGGCCCAGCGGCCAUGGCCCACGGGCCCAGCCGCUCCGCGGCAUGCGGGAUCCUCCCGGACCGGGGCACGAACCCGCGUGCCCCGCAUCGGCAGGCGGACUGCCAACCACUGUGCCACCAGGGAGGCCCCAGAUAGGUAGAUUUUGAAAUGGGUUUUUGGAAAGGAAAGAGGGAGGAUAUUUCAGGCAGGGAAAAAUUUGAUCAGAGGCACAGAAGAAAAAAACGUGGUAAGUCAUUUUACUGGGCUGAGAAUUCACAAAGGGGAAUAGUGUAUCAUCUAAACUGCUAGAGAGCAGGACAGAAUCUGUUCUCAAUUUGUAGCACAGUAUUUGAUACAUUGGAGCUCAGAAAUGUUUGUUAAAUUAAUAAAUUAUUUAUGAUUAUUAGUUUUUUAAGGGUAUACCUUCACAGGGCUUUAGUCAUACUAGAUUGUUAGAGAAUGUUUUGCAAAUUAAGUGAAUAGAAAAGGAAAGGUGAGAUGCUAGAAAGGCAGAGAGACAAAGGAUGAAAGGCAGGUUGUGGCCAGAUUGUAAAGUCCUUUGUUGACAGAUUAAAUUUGGACUUUAUUCUGUAAAGGAAGAGGAGAUCUGAAUCAUUCAGAGGAGAGGAGUGGCGUAAUGAAAUUGAUCCCCUGGAUCAACUGAAUUGUAGUGUGAGGACAGAUUUGAAAGAGGAAAGUUUAGGGAGGGAGACCACUAUUGGUGGUCCAAUUUCAGUAUUUCUAACAGCAACUUACUAUAGAUAGGUUGUUGGGAUACUUGUUCUGGAAAUGAGACCAAGAGUGGUUGCAGGCAUUUUGAAGUCCUGCCCUUUAAUCCCCACCCCCUUCUAUUCUGUCAGUGAGCCAGGGAGAGCCCAGGAAGUGAGCGUUUCACUGCCAGUCAAUGUGAGGAUUUGGAAAUCACAGGAUCUGCUGCUACUGAACUCGAUACAAAGAUGUUUUUUCAAAUCUUUCUACGUUUCGUCAGCAAUCUUUCUACCAUUGUAACUGGUUUCCUUUCUGUGGUAGUACACUGGAUUCCAGUGUUGAAGAAGUACAUGGAAAAUACUCAUCAGAAAAAAGUGAUUUUCAGUAAGCGGAAGAGCCUUCCGUGUAUUGCACCACUUUUAACCACGGUGGAGGAGACUCCGCAGAUCAUCUCUGCUCGAGUCCGGGGACAUUUUCCUAAGUGGCUCAAUGGCCGUCUGCUUCGAAUUGGACCUGGGAAGUUCGAGUAUGGGAAGGAUAAGUACAAUCACUGGUUUGAUGGAAUGGCUUUACUUCACCAGUUCAGGGUGGAGAAGGGCACAGUGACAUACAGGAGCAAGUUUCUACAGAGUGAUACAUAUAAGGCCAACAGUGUUCAUGAUCGAAUUGUGAUCUCAGAAUUUGGCACAUUGGCUCUCCCUGAUCCAUGCAAGAAUGUUUUUGAACGUUUCAUGUCAAAAUUUGAACCGCCUGCAAUUACUGACAACACCAAUGUCAACUAUGUGCAGUACAAGGGUGAUUACUACAUUAGUACGGAAACCAACUUCAUGAAUAAAGUGGACAUUGAAACCCUGGAAAAAACAGAAAAGGUAGACUGGAGCAAAUUUAUUGCUGUGAAUGGAGCAACUGCACAUCCUCAUUAUGACAAAGAUGGAACAGCAUACAACAUGGGGAACUCCUAUGGGCAACAUGGUUCUUGCUAUAAUGUUAUUCGGGUUCCUCCGGAGAAAGUAGACCCUGGGGAGACAAUCCAUGGAGCCCAGGUGAUAUGUUCUAUUGCUUCUGCAGAGAGGAUGAAACCUUCUUACUACCACAGCUUUGGAAUGACAAGGAACUACAUUGUCUUCAUUGAACAGCCUCUAAAGAUGAAUCUGUGGAAAAUCAUCACUUCUAAAAUUCGGGGAAAGGCCUUUUCAGAUGGAAUAAGCUGGGAACCCCAGUAUAAUACAUGGUUUCAUGUGGUGGAUAAGCACACUGGUCAGCUUCUUCCAGGGAUGUACUACAGUAAACCUUUUGUUACUUUUCACCAAAUCAAUGCCUUUGAGGACCAGGACUGUGUCGUAAUUGAUUUGUGCUGUCAGGAUGAUGGAAGAAGCCUAGAAGUUUACCAACUACAGAAUCUUAGGAAAACUGGGAAAGAGCUUGAUCAGGUCUAUAAUUCAGUAGCCAGAUCUUUCCCUCGAAGGUUUGUUUUGCCCUUACAUGUCGGUUUGAAUGCCCCUGAGGGAAAGAACCUCAGCCCCUUGACCUAUUCUUCAGCCAGUGCUGUGAAACAGGCUGAUGGAAAGAUUUUGUGCUCUUAUGAAAAUCUAUAUCCUGAGGACCUAGAAGAGGAAGGAGGUGUUGAAUUUCCCCAGAUCAACUAUGGCCAAUUCAGUGGCAAAAAGUAUCAGUUCUUCUAUGGCUGUGGCUUUCGGCAUUUGGUGGGCGAUUCUCUGAUCAAGGUUGACGUGGUGAACAAGACACUGACGGUUUGGAGAGAAGAUGGCUUUUAUCCCUCAGAACCUGUUUUUGUUCCAGUACCAGGAGCCAAUGAAGAAGAUGGUGGGGUUAUUCUUUCUGUGGUGAUCACUCCCAACCAGAAUGAAAGAAAUUUUCUCCUAGUCUUGGAUGCCAAGAACUUUGAAGAACUGGGCCGAGCAGAGGUGCCUGUGCAAAUGCCUUACGGGUUCCAUGGCACCUUCGUGACCAUCUGAUGGAACAUCCACAAGGUCUGGGAACUAGGUUUUAAAUGAAUGUGCUCUGUACAAAAGAGAGAGCAAAGGUGCACCUUACCUUCCAAACCAUAGACACCUGGUUUUAAAAUUUCUAUUAAAAAUGGAAUUCAUGAGAUAAUUAUGGUUUUAUAUUUUCUUAGGGAUCUUCCUUGAAAACAUUAAGCAAGUGUUGAUACAACCUUUUGAAGAGAGUUUUAAAUUUAUAUUUACUGGAUAUAUCUUACAGGUAAUAAGAAUACAUGAAAGAAAAACUAGACCUGAUUAUCACCACCAGAUAAGUGGGUGACAGAGGUUCCCACACUUGGGAGAAGAAAUACAGAUAACCAUAGCUAGUAGAAUACGAAUAUAGGUCUGAAAAGCCCCUUGUUUUUUCCAUUACAGCCUGCCUGUUGCUACUGGUCCUAAGGUACUCACAGAGGCUGUCAUGCUUGGAGGCUCCUUCUAAACUGGCUAUUUCUCUGCUGUCCAGAGCAGACGCCACUGCAGUUGAACCACCAAGUACCACCUCCUACCCUGCCCCCAGCUCAGCCUUGGGAGGCUGUUGUUUUGAGGGAUGUUGUUAAAAUCAGGCAUUUUUUCCUAAUCUCCAGGUGUCUAGUUCUUCAGAGAACGAUGAAAAGUUGGUAGUUCUUACCAUUCAACCCAGCAAUUCCACUACUGGGCAUAUACCCUGAGAAAACCAUAAUUCAAAAAGAGUUGUGGGGCUUCCCUGGUGGCGCAGUGGUUGAGAGUCCGCCUGCCGAUGCCGGGGACACGGGUUCGUGCCCCGGUCUGGGAAGAUCCCACAUGCCGCGGAGUGGCUGGGCCCGUGAGCCAUGGCCGCUGAGCCUGCGCAUCCGGAGCCUGUGCUCCACAACGGGAGAGGGCACAGCAGUGAGAGGCCCGCGAACCACACACACACACAAAAAAAAGAGUUGUGUACCAAAAUGUUCAUUGCAGCUCUAUUUACAAUAGCCAGGACAUGGAAGCAACUUAACUGUCCAUGAACAGAUGAAUGGAUAAAGAAGAUGUGGCACACAUAUACAAUGGAAUGUUACUCAGCCAUAAAAAGAAACGAAAUUGAGUUAUUUGUAGUGAGGUGGAUGGACCUAGAGUCUGUCAUACAGAGUGAAGUAAGUCAGAAAGAGAAAAACAAAUACUGUAUGCUAAUAUAUAUAUAUAUAUAUAUA